Messenger RNA from Saprolegnia diclina VS20, 1443 nucleotides. RefSeq lists its product as hypothetical. Gene Ontology annotation, cellular component: cytosol. Gene Ontology annotation, molecular function: D-arabinose 1-dehydrogenase [NAD(P)+] activity. Bases 78 to 1085 code for a protein of 335 amino acids. The transcript has 4 exons. Gene Ontology annotation, biological process: dehydro-D-arabinono-1,4-lactone biosynthetic process. The record is from RefSeq and is a predicted model, not a curated record. NCBI's taxonomy places the organism in Eukaryota, Oomycota, Saprolegniomycetes, Saprolegniales, Saprolegniaceae.
AAGCGUAUCAACUUUGAGAGACCGAUGACCAAGCGCCGAAGGACAACGAAGCAACUUCCGCAUCCGCUUGACGCAGCAUGACGACGACCAUCCAAGACCUCAAGGCCCGGACCAACGGCCUCGCACUUGGCACUGUUGGCCUCGGCGGCCUCUACCAGCAGCUCCCGGGCGAAGCCGUCGCGGUCGCCACCGAGACCUUCCGCACGGCCUUUGCGCAUGGCGUGCGCCUCAUCGACACGUCGCCGUGGUACAAUAACGCCGAAACAGUCGUCGGCGCGGCGCUGGCGAACCUCGAGACGUCCCGCGACGAGUACAUCCUCGUGACCAAGUGCGGUCGGUACCCGAGUCCAUUGCACCCGAAUGGCGUCUUUGACUACUCGCGCGACCGCAUUCGCCAAAGCGUGCACGAGUCGCUGCAAAAGCUCGGGACAACGUACCUCGAUGCGGUGUACCUGCACGACGUCGAGUUUGUCGCACGCGAGAUUGUGCUCCACACGGCGAUCCCGGCGCUCGCCGAGCUCCAGCGCGAAGGUCUCGUGCGCCUCAUUGGCAUCUGCGGCUACCCGCUCGACGUGCUAGACGAUCUCAUCCAGAACUCGCCGCACCCGCUGCAGAUCGUGCAAAGCUACUCGCAUCUGACGCUCCAGAACGACACGCUGCUGGCGAAGGCCAAGGCGUGGGAGGCCAAGGGCAUCUUUGUCAUCAAUGCGGCGCCGCUCUCGAUGAGUCUGCUCACGUCGCGUGGCCCGCCGUCGUGGCACCCUGCCUCGCCGGCGCUGCGUGCGAGCUGCGCCGAGGCGCUCACGUGGCUGGCCGCCCAUUCAAAAGCCACGUAUGCGUCGCAGCCGUCUGUCGAGAGCUUGGCCAUCCAGUACACGCUCGACGUGCAGCGCGCGCAUCCGUCGAUCGCAUGCAUGGUCGUGGGCAGUAUCGGCGAAGCCGAAGUCCUCUCGUCCGUCGCGUGUCGGGAUGCCACGGGGCCCAUGACGGACGCCGACAUUGCCAAGUUCCGUGACAUCCUCGGUAGCCACUACAACGAGUCGUGGACGCAGGACCUGACGUCGUACGUGGCGCCGCGCCAGUAGUGUAGUCGCUAACAUAACCAGUGAGCGAUCCACGCCGCUUGCUUCGUUGCGACUUGGCAUUAAGGCCGACUUGCGUCAGGACAGCUCUUGCAUCUUGCCCAUCAUGUGCCAGCUGUAGGGGCGGGCCAGCCAUACAUACAGCCGUCGAGACAGCAGCGUGCGACACCGAGUACGCUUCUCGGCGCCGGCGCUCGACGUCGACCAAGCUCAUGCUCAUCGACCGACGCGCUUCCUGCACGCCAUGCUGGCGCUUGGCGUCCGUUACCAACUCGGCUCGCCGUGGGUGUUACAUCGGCGGUGGGUUCCAGCGGCGUAAUAAAAUAAAAUCGACGCGAUGUCGCGCCGCGAGUUUUCUGUA